AUGUUCUCCAAGUACAUCCACCGUCACGAUGGUCCUGCAGAAGUAGUCCAUGUUCAAGGCCACGAUGGCGGUCAUGGUGGAUACGGUCAUGGUUAUGGACACGACGGUGGUCAUGGACACGUUGACUACUAUGCGUACCCCAAAUACGAGUUCGGAUACAAGGUAGAGGACCCUCAUACCGGAGACAUCAAGUCCCAGCAUGAGCACCGCGACGGUGACGUCGUCAAGGGUUACUACGCUCUGCACCAGCCUGAUGGCUCUGUCAGACACGUUGAAUACCACGGUGACAAGCACUCUGGUUUCCACGCUGAUGUGAAGCACAGCACCCACCACAUCGUGCCCCACCACCACGCCCACUACUGA
Spodoptera littoralis (African cotton leafworm) is the source of this 363-nucleotide messenger RNA. Lineage: Eukaryota; Metazoa; Arthropoda; Insecta; Lepidoptera; Noctuidae. The record is from the annotation of a GenBank genome assembly.